AUGGAAGAAACAACCAUGAAAGAGAGCAGACUUUUGAUUUUUGAAGGCGGCCAGUCAGCAGAUAACAUGACGAUGCCUGGUCUUCCUCAGGAAGUAGUCGUCAAUAUACUAUCCAGGCUUCCCUUCACAUCUUUGUUGAGUUUAAAGCUGGUCUGCCGACCCUGGCGAAUCCUCAUACAUGAUCCAUUUCUCAUUAGCAAGCACUUGGAUGAGGCUGCCGGCAAUGAUCCGAGCUUCAUCUUGGAAAGCAACUGGCCUAUCCCCGACCAACGCUACUUCAUAGAUUUCUUCGAUAACAGUGAAGGCAAAGUGACCUCGAAGAAGCUCCCCGCCAUUAAUUCUUCUACUAAUCCCAUGUGCUUGAUAGAUUCAUGCAAUGGGUUGCUUUGCAUGCACGAUUCAUCACGAAGGAUAUUCAUUUGCAACCCUUUUACCGGGCUUUACAUCGAGCUCCCCAAAUUGGUCAAGUACCCAUCGCUAGUGGGGCAUUUGGUGUUCGGAUUUCAUCAAACCACAAAGGAAUACAAGAUAAUUCAGAUAGUAUUUCGAAGACAAUUGAGAAAAGUCUACUCAAGUACUAUACCUACAUCAACAUCUUCAACUUUAUCGGAGGUUCAGAUAUUUACCAUCGGAAGUCCUUGUUGGAGAAAUCUAGGAACAAUACCGUAUCGUUUUAUUCUUUCGAAACCCAAAGCUUUGGUCCAUGGGAGAUUCCAUUGGCUUUCCACGCCUAACAAGAACACCACGGCUACCUUGCUUAUAUCGUUCGAUCUCGACACCGAGCGAUUCCGGGAGAUACCGAAGCCUGAUUGUUGUUGCGGUUCAGACAAGUGUUUCCGUCAACUUAUGGUUGUACGAGGUUGUCUCUCGGCAAUCGCGUUUCACGAUAAUUACGGCGAACGAUUGGAGAUUUGGAUUAUGAAGGAAUACAGUGUGAAAGAGUCUUGGAUCAAGGAGUUCAGCAUUGGAGCUUAUUGCUUGCCUCCGACAUUGAUGCAGCAAGAGAUCAUCCAGUUCAGUGCUUAUUUCAGACCUAACCGGUUUGUUCGAUUUCUGUGUGUGUUGAAAAGUGGCGAGAUCUUGUUGGAGUUCAAAAGAAAAGCACUUGUUGUUUAUGAUCCACGGGAUGGAACAUUCAAGGAGUUUACGUUUCCAGAAAUGCCUAAUCGCUUCAAAAUAGUUAUUCAUGUGGGAAGCUUGAAUUGGCUUCACAAUUGA
Messenger RNA from Hibiscus syriacus, 1218 nucleotides. Its product is annotated as F-box protein At3g07870-like. Lineage: Eukaryota; Viridiplantae; Streptophyta; Magnoliopsida; Malvales; Malvaceae. Gene Ontology annotation, molecular function: protein binding. The transcript has 2 exons. Bases 1 to 1218 code for a protein of 405 amino acids. The record is from RefSeq and is a predicted model, not a curated record.